Messenger RNA from Exserohilum turcica Et28A, 1230 nucleotides. RefSeq lists its product as uncharacterized. NCBI's taxonomy places the organism in Eukaryota, Fungi, Ascomycota, Dothideomycetes, Pleosporales, Pleosporaceae. The record is from RefSeq and is a predicted model, not a curated record. The transcript is spliced from 3 exons. The coding region runs from base 1 to 1230 and encodes 409 amino acids.
AUGCCAUACUCCUACAGCACUGCGGCGACAAUGGACCAAAAGAUAAUGACUAAGAGCACAGAAAAGACAAGGCUGAGCAUGAUUGUGGUCCUCAAACUGCCAGUCCGCCCGUCGCAGCUCGAGAUGAUCAACACAUGGGCCCGUGAAACUGGCAUCUGGUACAAGCGUACCAAACUCGGCGAGUCCAGCGACCACACGUUCCGCAUAAUCAACGUAAGCCCACCGAAAGACGGAGAGGCCGAAUACAAACUAUUAUUGCUGGGUCAGACAACACAAUACAGUACGUGGGCCUUUCUCAGACCACUGGACAGAAUGGAAAACAGGUCGGCCGAGGUAGCUUUCCUCAACAAGUAUUUUCAUGACUCCACUCAGCAAGUCCAUGAACUCAAAGAUCUCGCGCUCAUGUACCCGUUCCGCGUCUUCAAGAAGACUGGCGUAACAGAGAGCUUACGCUGGCUCAAGUAUCUCAUCUUAUACAUCUUCCUGGACGCAGGGCUGGCAACAAAUGUGUUCUCAGAGAACUUGGAGACUACAAAGGCCAACCUUGCAUCCGUAUUUGAUUGCAUCAGCAAGAUCUACGAUGCUAAAGGCGGUACUGAUGCGAUACCUGACGUUCAUCCAUUCCUGCCAAUGAUGGUUAUCGACGAUGACCAGGAUACAGAUGAUGAGCAGCCCAUGUCGACAUACCAGCAAAGUGACAAGACUGAGGAGGAGAUAACUGACUUGGAUGCUGUCCCAACGAACAAGCGCAGACAGAGAAGAAUUUUCGAAGCCGAUGCCGAAAUCGAAGAGCCUUCACGGUCCAAGCCCAUAUCUUGCUUUUUGACUUUCGCAGGCCCCGGCGAUCAAAAUCAUCAGCCUCGCAGCGAGCCCGAGAUCUCCCGUGUUCUAGAUGACCCAUGUAUCCCCCAAGAGCACGACAAGACGACAUCCAUCCCCGAGCCUGUAGCCGGCACAAAGCGAAGGCCGUCUGAGCAAACAGAUUUUGACAUAUUCAAGGAGCUCAAAAGAAAGAAAGACGACGAGGAAAGCGAGCAGAAGAUUCUGGAGCGGCGACUAGCCGAACUAAAAGCGCUCCAGGAGCAGUUCAAGCAGGAAAUCAAGGAGUUGGCCAAGGGCAAGUCCAAGGAAGAGCUGAUAGAGUGGAUGCUAGCUUCGAUGUAUGAGCGUGACAUGGAUUUUGGUGGAGCGAUGGUAGAAACGCUUCGUGGAGGAGAAGGCGUUAAUUGA